AUGAAUGGCAUUCUCCCGCCGGGAAUGGACGGUGGGACGCGCAGUGGUGGACACGUUGGAAGAUUGCCCCAAGGUACAGCCAUCACACUCCCUCGUGGAGGCUCAGAGAGGGAGAGAGGGGGGGAUAGAUCCAACUUCAGAACUAGUGCCAGUCGCAGCACCAUUCGUACUGUCACACCUGAGCCCGCCGAGCAUGGGCACGCCACGACGGACACAAACAUAACACAAGCACCACUGGACCGGGCUUACGGCACUACGUCGCCCCAAACAUCGCCCCGGCCGAUACCUGGUGGGGAGCGGAGACGGCAGGGAGUCAUUUUCAAAGAGGCAUACGGCGGUUCCUUCGAUAGCUCCGAGUCGAGUCCACCGCAGCACCAGAGUACGGCGGUCAGGGCGCGCACCCAAACAAUGGAUACGGCGCUCGCCCUUCGGCAGCAACAGACAGCAGCUUCGUCAACUACAUCUCGGCACAGAGUGGGUUCGCUCUCCUCGUCGGGCUCGAUCCCCUUCACCGACGUCGACGGCAGCCGCGUCCCCCCCGUCACCAAUGUCGAAUCCGUGGGAUAUCCCUCUAUCACGCCCGCACCGCCGCCCGAUCUCAAAAUAACCGUUUCGUCGUCCAGGGACAAAAAGGGCCAGUCCUCGUCUUUGUCGAACAGGCGACUGAUCAAGCGGGCAUCAUCUCGUCCUACCUCACCAUUGAUUUCCCCGCCUCCUUCUGUGGACUCGCUACCAAUUCCGAUCCCGACCGACGAUUCUAAUAAAGUACUGCUGCUCAUGAAGACAUUAUGCGGGCGGAUGAGAGGCGAAGUAGAAUACCAGAGUGAGCAAGGUGGCCCAUGGUAUCGUGGUAUAUGUUACAUCGACGAGGAAAGGGGCAGCUUACUAUUCGAUUCUGGCCAGAGUGCGCCGUUCCACAUGCCCAUAGUUGCGGACCUUCGAGGGUGCAGGGUGCUCCCUGUCGACUUUCCCGAAUCGGGCACAAAGUGCUUGGAGCUUGCCAACUCCAAAGCGGGCAUCGAACUGCUCCUUAGGCCGCUUUUGGCUGCCGAAUUCGAUCUAUGGCUUGCUGCUCUUCUCUGCUGGCAACAGCUCAAGCCCGGUGGAAUCCGGCUUCCCAGCGGUAGGGGUAACAACUCGCCCGUGGCAGGACGACCAGAUUUGCGGCGGCGCGGUUCAUCAGCCACCGGGUCUACGAGUUCUAAGGAUGCCGCCAUCAUCAAGGUUGGCAAGGUCAUGUUGUGGGACAAAGGUGUGGCCAACUCCCCCCGCGCCAUUGUCAAGCGGCCGUCCACACGCGACUUGCGGGGCUCAGCUACAGCCUGGAGAAGGGUUUCGUGCAUAUUGCAAGAUAACGGCGAAUUCAAACUGAUGACGGAGAACGAUGUCACGGUUCUAUCCGUCAUUGAGCUCUCUCAACUAUCUCGUUGCGCUGUGCAACAGCUCGACAAAUCUGUCCUUGACGAGACCUAUUGCAUUGCCAUCUUCCCCAUUUAUUCCUCCACAUCCCGCCAACUCUCCAUCUUCAGACCCGUCUACAUUGCACUCGACUCACGCGUGUUGUUUGAAGUUUGGUUUGUCCUCCUGCGGGCUUUUGCCGUACCGGAUCUGUACGGCAUCGGGGCAGGAUCCGACCAGGUUUCCGAGAUCACCAAUUUCGAAACCGAGUUUGAUGGACAGAUGUUCCGCUUAGAGAAGACCAUAGAGGUAAGGCUCACGGAGGCAAAGAUUCGGACGGUGAAUCCUGCACCUGAACAGCACGAGCGCUAUGGUCGAGGUGAUCGUGACGCUGGCAGCGGUAAUUACUUUGCAGAGGUGAUCCUAGACGGUGAAGUGCGAGCGCGGACGACAACGCAACCCACGAACAACCCCUUCUGGAGAGAGGCGGCCCAGUUCACAGAGCUUGCCACCGCUUUACCAUAUCUAUCGAUCGUCCUUAAACGAGUCGAUGGCAACCUCGAGGGCUUCAGCCAACAGCUUCAAGCCUCGCUAGGCUUGCCCAAAACCGGAAACCUGACGGAAGUCAUGUGUGGAUCUGUCGAUAUACAGUUGGACAAGUUGGAGCGAGGUAAAGACCAUGAGCAGUGGCAACAGAUCCUAGAUGAGAAGAAUGAGUCGAUCGGAAGCAUGCUCGUCAAGAUCAACCACCAAGAGCUCGUUGUGCUCAUGACAAAAGACUAUGAAGUGCUCUCGGACCUGCUACAUAAGUUCAGCAUUGGCUUAACAAACCAAAUAGCUUCGGCUAUGCCCCAACAGUUACGGAGACUUGCCGAGCUAUUUCUGAACAUCUUUCAAGUCACAAACAAAUCCAGCGAAUGGCUUAUGGCGCUGGUCGAAGAGGAAAUUGAUGGUCUCAGCGGCCCAAAUAGCAUGAAAAAGAUGCGUUUUAGCCGGCGCCUGAAGUCCAACGACUCUAAUGCCUCGGCUAGCGAGAGGGAGCUGCUUGUUCGUGACAUGGGCAAGUCGCUUGCUGGAGAAGCGAAUCUACUUUUCCGUGGCAACUCGCUCCUGACGCAAGCUUUGGAGUGCCACAUGCGACGCUUGGGCAAAGAUUACCUCGAAGAGAUCCUCAGCGACAAGAUUUUCGAGAUCAACGAGAUCAAUCCAGACUGCGAGGUAGACCCGAUCAAAGUCCGCGGAGAAGAUAUCAACCAACACUGGACGCAGUUGAUGCAAUUGACGAAUGAAGUCUUCGAGUGCAUUGCAAGCUCGGCUACAAAGCUCCCGGCGGAAUUACGACAGAUUCUGAAGUACGUGAGGGCUGUAGCCGAAGACCGCUAUGGGGACUUUCUCCGGACCGUAACGUACACGAGCGUGUCUGGGUUUCUGUUCCUGCGCUUCAUUUGCCCUGCCAUCCUCAAUCCGAAGCUAUUUGGCCUACUGCGCGACAACCCCCGACCGAAAGCUCAGCGGACCUUGACGCUGAUUGCCAAGGGCCUCCAAGCUUUAGGCAACCUGGCGACUUUUGGCAAGAAAGAAAGCUUCAUGGAGCCCAUGAAUAAGUUCCUCAACCACCAGAGACAGCCUUUCAAGGACUUUAUCGACCAGGUUUGCUCCAUCUCUGCGGAGCGUAACGGUGUGACGCUCCCGGCCACCUACACAACGCCUAUCACCAUCCUCGGCCGUCUUUCACCGAUUUCCAGAGAAGGCUUCCCGGCUUUGCCAUACCUGAUUGACCACCCCCGAAACUAUGCGGCUUUGGUGAAGCUCUGGCUCGAAGCUCACCAUGCCAACGACCCCAGUUCGCACAUACUAGAAGGUGAGCUGGCGCAAUUCCACGAUGCCUGCGUUCGACUUCAAAAGCGAUCAGACGAUUGCAUGGCUAGGAUCGAGAGCAUUCGCGCGGCCGAGACGAUGUCGAUUCUCACGGAUGACGUUACGGAAAGUCUCGAGAAGACGUCGCUCGUUGACCACGCCCAUUUGGCCUAUGUGAACCAACCAGCCUGGAUGGAGAACGAUCCGUACCGGGCUCCUGGCUCAUCCGGUAGUGAGCAGGAGGGUGGCGAUCGCUCCAUCUUUCGCGAUCUCAAUUUUCGGAGCAAUCGCGAUGGUAGUUCGCUACGCCAAGUGUCGGACAGCUCCGAGAUAUCGCACACGGGGGGUACGCUGCGCCGCAACGGAAUCAACCCGCGACAGUUCCUAAGCGGGUUGAUAGGCGGAAAGAAACACAAGAGCGAGGGCCACACUUCUACACCCUCGUCGAUGCGCGAGAAGAACCGCGACAAGGAGGGGGGGAGCCGAAGCAUGCUGGGCGGCUUUUCGGAGUCGUGGCAGAGCGAUAACUCGAGGCAUUAG
Pseudomassariella vexata is the source of this 3795-nucleotide messenger RNA. RefSeq lists its product as uncharacterized. Gene Ontology annotation, biological process: regulation of GTPase activity. Lineage: Eukaryota; Fungi; Ascomycota; Sordariomycetes; Amphisphaeriales; Pseudomassariaceae. The coding region runs from base 1 to 3795 and encodes 1264 amino acids. The record is from RefSeq and is a predicted model, not a curated record. The transcript has a single exon.